AUGCAUUUGUACUUCGAGAAGAAUAACAAUGCCAAGUGCGACUGCAACAUCCUGUCGCUCAGCUGGAUGGGCAAGGUGCCGGACGAAUCGCCAGAGGAUGAAGGAUGGAAACUAGACCGUACAAAUUACUAUCAGGAAGGAUGGCUGGCCACUGGUAACGCCCGUGGUCUGGUAGGGGUGACUUUUACUACGUCCCAUUGUCGGACGAGGGCCACGGAACUUCCACUGAGGGCAAAUUACAACCUUCGUGGUCAUCGAAGCGAGGUGAUACUGGUGAAGUGGAACGAACCUUACCAAAAAUUGGCCUCGUGCGACAGUUCAGGUGUCAUCUUCGUGUGGAUCAAAUACGAGGGAAGAUGGAGCAUAGAGUUAAUUAAUGACAGAAGCACUCCGGUCACACAUUUCUCUUGGUCUCACGAUGGUCGAAUGGCUCUCAUAUGCUACAAGGAUGGCUUUGUGUUAGUUGGAAGUGUUGCUGGCCAAAGGUAUUGGUCAUCGAUGUUGAACGACAAAGCUACGAUUACCUGUGGCAUUUGGACACCGGAUGAUCAGCAGGUGUAUUUCGGGACAACGGCAGGACAAUUAAUAGUAAUGGAUGUUCACGGAGCGAUGGUGUCUGAGGUACAGUUGGCAGCUGGUGUCACCUCGAUGGUCUGGAGCUCCGAGAAGUUCACGAUGGAAGAAGGAGACGAUGAUUUAACGAACGACAGAUCACACAGAGACGAUCGGAAUUACGUGUUAGCAGUUUGCCUGGCCGAUGGGAAUAUCGUUAUGCUGCGUUCAUUCGACGAUGUCUCGCCCAUCACGAUACGUACAAAUCUGAAAGCGCCCCUGCACGCGGAAUGGAGCAAUUCCAGAAAGCUGUUGGCGAUUGCCGGGACGAAGGACUCGGACAAUUCUCAGAGCACCCCGCACGAGUACACGAACCUUUUGAAAUUUUAUUCGGUCACCGGUAGCCUUGUGUACACCGCGGCGAUACCAUACACGCAAUGUCCUGUGUCGGCACUUACAUGGGGUCACAACGACAGAAGACUUUUCGUCGCGACUGGAGCACGCGUUCAUGCUGCAUGGGUGUCAAGGCGAGUAGGCUCGCUGCAAUUGUUAUCCCGUUUAGCUGUGAGGGCGUCUCUAGCGAGGGAAUCUAGCGUUCAACAACUACCAUUGCCACCGAGAUUAAGAGCAUCGGUGGCUGCUCUUUUCGCUAGUACAAUAAGAUGUUCCGUACCAGAGCCGAGAGAGUUAAGGCGUUUCGUGUCUCGUCCACCUCCAGGAGGUGGAAGACUACACUGCACGAUGCUCAGACACGCCGUGGAACCUGUGCCGUGUUAUACGUUAUACCUAGAGUACUUGGGUGGUUUAGUGCCUCUCUUAAAGGGUAGAAGAACAAGCAAAAUCAGACCGGAGUUUGUGAUAUUCGAUCCGCAAAGCCAAGACAUUCUUCAAGUCGUGGAGGAUACAUCGCAGUGUCCGUCGUUCAGCGAUGGAUCCGACACAGAGAGAGACACGGCUGACCUGUGCGGAUCUCCCAGGAACAAAAGGAAAAAUCGACGGAAAAGAGAAGAGAAAUCGAACGAAGAGACUGACGAUCUCACAUACGUGGAUACUUUACCCGAGCACGCGAGGCUGGUCGAAGUAACGUCCAAUAUCUGGGGCACGAAAUUCAAAUUUCACGGACUGGCGGAUUCGGUCCCUGCGAACUUAGGUCAAGUUACUUAUCGAACAUCGUUGCUGCACUUGCAGCCGCGGCAAAUGACUCUGGUGAUGACGGAGCUGCGCGAUGACGUGCCAGCAGGUCCAGAUCCUACGUUCAAUCCUAAUUUAUUCUCCGAAGACGAGGAAGAAUCGUUUCAAGAACUUCAAGCUGCCUCGAGAAACACGUCCGAAGCACAACCUCCUCCAAUUGCGCCGAUGACGCCUCGUAACGCGCGACUCAACUCUAAUCGUCCAAAAUCUCAAAUUUCUAAUCAAUUUAUGACCAGCGAAGCCUUAUCUACCACGCUGCCUAGGGUCGAGAAUUACGAGAACGAAUUGCCCUACGUAGACUUGCAGGAAAUAGGAAACUUGUACGAGAACUUGAGAACCGCUCCCACGAACACUUAUCGAACACCACCGAGGCACAAUCCACCGAGAUGUUGCGACGUGCCAGCUCUUCAAUCACCGAAAAACGCGGUUGCACCCACGCAAACCAUAAUCGCGACGUCGAACACGGGAACCGAUUACUCGAACAAUAUUCAAAGAAUGAAAACCGCGCUUGCAGAUCAACAGCCUGGUCUAGUAACGAAGAAAGAGCUCGAGAACAAUAAAUUCAAUCAAAUUUCACAAGAUGAGAAAACCGUGUUAACAUCCUGUCCAUCGACUAUCAUUCCCAUGUCGAUACAAAACGGACAAGCUUCAACCAUGGAAGCGUCGAACAGUCACGGUUGUUCUCAAGGUUCUAUUGUCAAUGGUUUGGACAGCAACAAUAUUAGCAACACUCAGUCGCAGACGAUAUUUUUUAACGCCUUGCACAAUAUCACGUGUUCGAGCACUGUGAACGGAAUUCAGGGUAAAAACAAUCACAACGCCAACUGUUUAGUAAAUCAGACAUCUUCGACGAAUACAACUGCUCAGCAUACACCGAGCAAUGGUCCUUUCAGCAAAAAUGGGAUACACUUGUCCAGCAAUCAUUCGCCAGCCUGUUCUUAUCAAUUUCCGGAGAACAUCGAUCAGUGUAUCGGACAAUCUUGCUCCCAUUGCACUUCGAAGAUCAGAGAUCCGAAAUCUCGCGAAUUGUGCGGGAAGAUAAGUAGCCCUACCACCGGUAGAAUCGACGAAAUGCGUUUCAUCGACGAAGAGACUCGCGGGGAGACUGAAGGAACGUUCGAUCAGUCGCGAGCUGUUCACAGAACACCCACGGUUGUCAGUAUUGGCCCUCUUUGUGUGAACGAUUCCAUAGUGAGAAGCUGCAGCGUUGGUUACUUGGACCUGGUUGACGCUCAAUUAGUCCCCUGUGACGUUGCUUUGAAGAUGUUGAGGAAGGAGGCGCCGAACAAGAGACUGGUCUUGGUAUCGAGGAAGUCGAAGAGGAGAAAAAAGAACAAAGCUCAGCAGGAGAUAGGGCAGCAAAGUUCAAAAUCACCGAGACUUCGUAAUUGUGGUAAAUCUAAGAGUUUGGACUCCAGUGAUAUAUUUCCGACUAACGAGCAGAUAGCUCUGCCGCCGAAGUUGCUCGAACACGUUGAAGAAGUAACGGGAACGACGAAUCUCGAGAUCGUCGAAGACAAAAGCAACGAGUCCUUGGAGAAGUUGCCAGACCCGAUUGAAUUAUCGAACGAAUGCGCGAAGAACACCUCGGACUCCAGUGUUGUUAAUUCCAUCGAAGUUAAGCCGAGUCGAUUGAAAAGUUGUAACUCACCUGCUAGAGGAUCUAGCCCAAGCGGUUCAUUGGCGUCAUCUUUGGAUGGUCUUGCAGCCCGGCUUCGAGAUUUUGACGAAAGUCACUCUUUGCCACCGCCAUCACCUCGUCCAUCCACUAGAUUGCCUAGAAGUUCUCCUAGCAGUCCAGCACCUUCGAAGAAAGGUAAAAGGCCGGCGUCAGCUUCACCAAUUAGGAGAAGGCUUCUAUCGAGUCCUUUAUUAAGUAGAAAAACACGGAAAAGUCGAGGUGAAAGUUCGGACGAGGAAGGACUCCUGCAGGACGAAUCAUCGACGAAUUACAGGGACCUCGAGACAUUCCAAAAGGCGCAAUUGCGUCAAAAGUUGAAGCAGAAGGGAGGUGGAAUAUCUAGUCACAAGUCAGAGGCAGUGAGGCGAGAGCUUGUUAUGCACAACAAAGCGCCUAUGUGGAACGAAUCUAGUCAAGUGUAUCAACUGGACUUUGGCGGUAGAGUUACUCAAGAAAGCGCGAAAAAUUUUCAAAUAGAGUUCAAAGGUCGACAGGUUAUGCAAUUCGGAAGGAUAGAUGGGAACGCUUACACGUUGGAUUUCCAAUAUCCUUUCAGCGCUUUACAAGCCUUUGCCGUUGCCUUGGCCAACGUCACACAACGGCUCAAGUAAUCGUUAGCUGUCGGUACUUCAUUUGAUACAAAUUUGUGUGAAAUUGGGAAAGCGAGUACUGAAAAUGCUACCCGGAACAUAUACUAUAAUUACAUUAAAUUAUUCGUCCAAACUAAAAAAAAAAAAAGGAAAAGAACAGA
This is a messenger RNA of Habropoda laboriosa, 4175 nucleotides long. It is a transcript of the gene Tusp, whose product is annotated as tubby-related protein 4. The transcript has 16 exons. Gene Ontology annotation, molecular function: protein binding. Bases 1 to 4035 code for a protein of 1344 amino acids. NCBI's taxonomy places the organism in Eukaryota, Metazoa, Arthropoda, Insecta, Hymenoptera, Apidae. The record is from RefSeq and is a predicted model, not a curated record.